Adineta steineri is the source of this 483-nucleotide messenger RNA. The record is from the annotation of a GenBank genome assembly. Lineage: Eukaryota; Metazoa; Rotifera; Eurotatoria; Adinetida; Adinetidae.
AUGAGAAAGUUAGGUGUCACUGAAUAUACAGCAUAUAUGUGUAAAAGAAAAACGUCAGUAGCCACAGCACGAGUUUUAAUCAAAUUUAAGUGUCCUGAUCCUGAACCUGAUGCUACUCUUGCUGACGUCAACAGUUCUAUAGUUGAUGCUAUUGUUGAAACCAUCUGGCCAUGUUGGUCCCGUCGUGAUGCCAGCACUAUGACAGAUGAUUUGGUUCCAGUCACACCAACGUUAUCAGGCAAUAUUGAAGCUGGACAUAGAAUUACUGGCCCCAUAGUCCUACUGGGUUACAAGAUAGGAGAGCCAGUGUAUCAAGUAACCAUGGCACUGCCCACUGCCUUGCAAGGUGAAGAUCCCGGGCCAUACGAAUUUCAUAACCCAGCUUUGUUCCCAAAAGUGCUAGUAGCCGAAUGUGGAUUAAUGCAGGUGGACAUCACAAUCCGCACAGGAGUAAGUAUCUAUACUUCAUAUCAAUAUCAAUAA